Messenger RNA from Helianthus annuus (common sunflower), 1488 nucleotides. Its product is annotated as alpha/beta hydrolase domain-containing protein 17C. The transcript has 5 exons. The record is from RefSeq and is a predicted model, not a curated record. The coding region runs from base 240 to 1358 and encodes 372 amino acids. NCBI's taxonomy places the organism in Eukaryota, Viridiplantae, Streptophyta, Magnoliopsida, Asterales, Asteraceae.
ACUCCCUCACCUCAUCAUCAUCAUAUUCAUACCGUUGCACUUUUACAUACACGUGUUUCCUCUCACAUUCCACGCCGGAAUCCUCUCUCUCUCUCUCUCUCUCUCACACACACACACAACACACAACACAAAACCAUCAUCAUUUCAUUUCAUUAAUUAAUACUAAAGUCCAUUUCUCCACAACAAAUCUUACCAAUUUUGACUUUCCAGCAGACCUUUGAUUUGAUCCAUCGGAAGAGAUGGGUGGUGUGACGUCAUCCAUGGCGGCCAAGUUCGCCUUUUUUCCACCUACUCCGCCGUCCUACAGGGUGGUGGUGACCACCGACUCCAACAGCCUCAGGAUGACCGAUGUCCCCGAGAGGGGAAACGUCGACGUUUUGAAGAUUAAGACUAAGAGGGGUACGGAGAUUGUGGCGGUGUAUGUUAAGAAUCCAGCUGCCAAGUUGACGAUUCUCUACUCUCAUGGUAACGCCGCUGAUCUGGGUCAGAUGUAUGAGUUGUUUUGUCAACUCAGUCUUCACCUCCGAGUCAACUUGAUGGGGUAUGACUAUACUGGGUACGGGCGGUCUUCUGGCAAGCCAACUGAGCACAACACUUAUGCUGACAUAGAAGCUGCAUAUAGAUGUCUCGUAGAGACAUACGGUGUGAAAGAAGAAGAUGUUAUAUUAUACGGUCAGUCCGUCGGUAGCGGGCCCACUCUGGAUUUGGCAUCGCGUUUACCGAGAUUAAGGGCUGUAGUUCUUCACAGCCCAAUCUUGUCUGGGCUUAGAGUCAUGUAUCCUGUCAAACGAACAUAUUGGUUCGAUAUAUACAAGAAUAUUGAUAAGAUACCGUUGGUCCGGUCUCCUGUUUUGGUAAUCCAUGGAACUGAAGAUGAUGUUGUAGAUUGCACUCAUGGUAAGCAGCUUUGGGAGCUAUGUGCAGAAAAGUAUGAACCGUUAUGGGUAAAAGGCGGUAACCACUGUGACUUAGAGCUCUUCCCUGAGUACAUAAGACAUCUUAAAAAAUUCAUCUCGGCCGUUGAGAAGUCAGACCGCUUGAAAAACCUAUCCGGGCCCCUCACUGAUAACGGUGAUAAGCAGCAUCGUAUGAGUACAGAUUGUAGAGAUAAACACAGACCUAGCACAGAUAACUCAAGGCUGAGCACAGAUUGUAGAGAUAAAUCAAGAUCCAGCGUUGACCGAAGAGAAAAGUCAAAGAAGAAUACGGAGACUGGCAGGAGGUCAACCAACACCAUUGACCAACCGGAGAAGGCAAGAAAUAGCAUCGAUCGGUUUGGAGGUAUGGUGCGAUCGGCUGUCUUGUGCAAUAUAGAUUGUUUCAGGCCUCAUGGAUCAACACGGGUAGGAAGAUCAUAAUGUCAAAGAAAGAAAGGAAUGAAUUAAUGAUUUUAUUAUGUAUUUUAGGUAGAUGAUGUAUCUUAUUAAUUUUAUUCAUAUUCCCAGCUGUUUUAUUUUAUGGAUCAAAAUAAGAUUAUUAGCAUGAUCA